Nothobranchius furzeri (turquoise killifish) is the source of this 10229-nucleotide messenger RNA. Lineage: Eukaryota; Metazoa; Chordata; Actinopteri; Cyprinodontiformes; Nothobranchiidae. The record is from RefSeq and is a predicted model, not a curated record.
UGGAGCACAACAUGUUGGAGACCGUGGUCGAGUGGCUCCGCUCAGAGUUAACUUUUUAAUCCCGGUUUUGUUGCGAUAUCACAAAAGAAGAGGAGGCGGAGGAGGUCGGGGAGAGCGAGGGGGAUAAAAAGUCAGUCAUGGUAUGAGUUUAGGCGGAGAGCUGGAGCGUCUCCCUGUGAAAGAAGCACGUCUGUGUUUAACUGCCUAGAGAGGAAGAGUAAGAGGGGAGCGAGAAGCCCGGAGAAGAGGAAAGAAAAGUGGGGUACAAGAUGCAACUCGCCGCGGUGCUGUGGGGCGUUCUGGCAACUUUGCUGCUCAGCCAGAAUCCAGGUGCUCAUGGCAGCGCUGACUGUUCAUGUGGGAAGAACCACUUUACUUGUGCGGUCAGUGCGUUUGGGGAGUGUACCUGCAUUCCUGCCCAGUGGCAAUGUGAUGGAGACAACGACUGUGGAGACCACAGCGAUGAGGAUGGAUGCAUGCUCCCCACCUGCUCGCCACUAGACUUUCACUGUGACAACGGGAAAUGCAUCCGCCGCUCCUGGGUCUGUGACGGGGACAACGACUGUGAAGACGACUCAGAUGAACAAGACUGUCCUCCCAGGGAGUGUGAAGAGGAUGAAUUUCAAUGUCAAAAUGGCUACUGCAUCCGCAGCCUCUGGCACUGUGAUGGUGACAAUGAUUGUGGGGACAACAGUGAUGAACAGUGUGAUAUGCGUAAGUGUUCAGACAAGGAGUUUCGUUGCACUGAUGGAAGUUGUAUUGCUGAACAUUGGUACUGUGAUGGAGACACUGACUGUAAGGAUGGAUCGGAUGAAGAAAAUUGUCCAUCAGACGAGAUGACGGCUACCUGCAGCGUAGAAGAGUUCCAGUGUGCAUAUGGCCGUUGUAUUCUGGACAUCUACCACUGUGACGGAGAUGAUGACUGUGGAGACUGGUCGGACGAGUCCGACUGCUCUUCCCAUCAGCCUUGUAGGUCAGUUGAGUUCAUGUGCAGCAGUGGGAUGUGCAUCAACUCUGGCUGGAGAUGUGAUGGCGAGUACGACUGUGACGACCAGUCGGAUGAGAAAAACUGCACCUCGUCCAUGUGCACGCCUGACCAGUUCCGCUGUGGAACUGGACGUUGUGUCCGGUUGUCAUGGAGAUGUGACGGUGAGGACGACUGCUCAGAUCGCAGCGAUGAAGAGGGCUGUGAGAAAACUGAGAGUCCUCCAUGUGCUCCUGACCAGUUUCAGUGUGGGAACAGGCGCUGUAUCGGUCAGAGGAAGGUGUGUAACGAGGUUAACGACUGUGGCGAUGGGACCGAUGAGCACCCACACCACGACUGCCGGCCGCGCUCCAGUGAAGGCAACUGUAACCAGAAUAAUGGAGGCUGUUCCCAGAAGUGUCAGAUGGCAAGAGGACUGGUCCAGUGCACAUGUCACACCGGAUACCGACUGACAGACGAUGGCCAAACCUGCCAGGAUGUGGAUGAGUGUGCUGAGGAGGGAUACUGCAGCCAGGGCUGUACCAACGCUGACGGGGGGUUCCAGUGCUGGUGUGUUCAAGGCUAUGAGCUCCGACCCGACAAGCGCAGCUGCAAAGCUCUGGGUCCAGAGCCAGUGCUGCUGUUUGCCAACCGCAUUGACAUCCGCCAAGUUUUGCCACAUCGCUCUGAAUACACGCUUCUGCUCAACAACCUGGAAAACGCCAUCGCUCUAGACUUCCACCACAGCCGUGAGCUGGUCUUCUGGUCAGAUGUGACUCUGGAUCGCAUCAUGAAGGCCAACCUCAACGGCUCCAACGUGGAGGAGGUUGUCUCCACCGGUCUGGAGAGCCCAGGUGGACUGGCUAUAGAUUGGAUCCACGACAAGCUUUACUGGACCGAUUCUGGGACGUCCCGUAUAGAGGUGGCCAAUCUGGAUGGAACCCACCGGAAGGUGCUUCUGUGGCAGAAUAUGGAGAAGCCCAGAGCCAUUGCACUGCACCCCAUAGAGGGUAAGAUCUACUGGACGGACUGGGGCAACACGCCACGCAUCGAGUAUUCCAACAUGGAUGGCUCUAAUCGCCGAGUCAUCGCAGACACACACCUGUUCUGGCCCAAUGGCCUCACCAUUGAUUAUGCCAGCCAUCAUAUUUACUGGGUAGACGCCAAACAUCAUGUCAUCGAGAGAGCUGACCUGGAUGGACGCAACCGCAAGGCCGUGAUCAGCCAAGGCCUUCCUCAUCCGUUUGCCAUCACUGUGUUUGAGGACAGCCUCUACUGGACCGACUGGCACACUAAGAGCAUCAACAGUGCCAACAAAUUCACCGGCAAGAACCAGGAAGUUAUCCGCAACAAACUGCACUUUCCCAUGGAUAUACACACCCUGCACCCUCAGAGGCAGCCUGCAGGUGGAAGAAACCGCUGUGGUGCCAAUAAUGGAGGCUGCAGCCAUCUUUGUCUACCCAGCAACAAAACAUACACCUGUACUUGUCCCACUGGCUUCAAGAAAGUGGACCACUACAACUGUGCUGACAGUCUUGACAAGUUCCUGCUUUUUGCCCGAAGGCCGGACAUCCGACGAAUCAGCUUUGACACCGAGGACAUGUCAGAUGAUGUCAUCCCUCUGGCCGAUGUGCGCAAUGCUGUGGCGCUGGACUGGCACGACAAAGACGGCUACAUUUACUGGACAGAUGUCACUACUGACUCUAUCAACAGAGCUCUGUGGAACGGGACCAACCAGGAGGUGGUGGUGGAUAACAGUCUGGAGAGUCCAGCAGGUCUGGCGAUUGACUGGGUAACUAACAAGCUGUACUGGACUGAUGCAGGUACGGAUCGUAUCGAGGUCUCAAAUGCCGAUGGGAGCAUGCGGACGGUUCUGAUUUGGGAGAACCUGGAUCGACCCAGGGACAUUGUAGUCGAUCCAACUGGAGGCUUCAUGUACUGGACCGACUGGGGAGCCAACCCAAAGAUUGAGCGUGCAGGAAUGGAUGCCUCUAAUCGUAUUGUAAUAAUUUCCUCUAAUCUGACGUGGCCCAAUGGACUCGCCAUUGACUAUGAAACUAAACGUCUCUACUGGGCUGAUGCGGGCAUGAAAACCAUUGAAUAUGGCAACUUUGAUGGUUCUGACAGACAGGUUUUGAUUGGUAGUCAGCUUCCUCAUCCCUUUGGACUCACUGUACACGAGGACAAGCUGUACUGGACCGACUGGCUGUCCAAGAGCAUCCAGAGUGCUGAUAAGCUCACCGGUUUGGGCCGCCACACGCUGGCUGAAAACUUGGAGAAUCUAAUGGACAUUCAUAUGUUCCAUCGGCACCGCGAGAAAGUGCACAACCCGUGUGCUGUAAAUAAUGGAGGCUGCAGCCACCUCUGUCUCCUGGCGCCGGCUCCCAAGGCUUCCAGCUGUUCCUGUCCCACAGGGAUCAACCUGCAGAGCGAUGGGAAGACCUGCACACCUGGCAUGAGCAGGUUCCUUAUUUUUGCUCGGCGGACCGACAUCAGGAUGGUUUCCUUGGAUAUCCCCUAUUAUGCUGACGUGGUUCUUGCUGUCAAUAGCUCAAUGAAAAACACUAUUGCCAUUGGUGUCGACCCUAAAGAAGGAAAAGUCUACUGGUCCGACAGUACGCUGAAGAAAAUCAGCAGAUCCAACAUCAAUGGAACGGCACACCAAGACAUCGUAUCCACAGGGUUGAUGACAACUGAUGGACUAGGGGUGGACGCUGUCGGCAGGAAGGUCUACUGGACAGACACAGGAACCAACCGUAUUGAAGUGGCCAACCUGGAUGGCUCCAUGAGGAAAGUUCUCAUCUGGCAAAACCUUGACAGCCCUAGAGCGAUCGCCCUCUACCAUGAGAUGGGUUAUAUGUACUGGACGGACUGGGGAGAACACGCUAAACUGGAGCGUUCAGCGAUGGAUGGAACAGGCCGCGUGGUUCUCAUUAAUAACAACCUAGGGUGGCCUAAUGGUCUGGCCAUUGACAUGGCAGGAUCACAGCUGCUGUGGGCUGAUGCUCACACUGAGCGCAUUGAGGUGUCUGACCUGAACGGGCAAAAUCGGCGUACACUGGUGACUCCUGUCCAGCACCCCUACGGUUUAACCCUCUUGGGCUCCCAUAUCUACUGGACCGACUGGCAGAGUCGCAGCAUCCUGCGAGCCGACAAGAACACCGGAGCCAAUAGCAUCACAGUGCGAGCCAGUCUGCCGGGCCUGAUGGACAUUCAGGCUGUGGACAGGGAAAGGCCGCUAGGUUUUAAUAAAUGUGGCAGGAACAAUGGAGGUUGCACCCACCUCUGUUUGCCUCGUCCCAACGGAACUUCCUGUGCCUGUCCCACUGGCAUUCUUCUCAAAGGGGACGGCAGGUCGUGUGACGACUCCCCUGAGACGUACCUUCUCUUUUCCAACCGAGUCAGUGUGCGCAGAAUCUCCCUGGACACCAACGACCACACUGACGUGCACGUACCGGUGCCCGAGCUGCACAAUGUCAUCUCACUGGACUAUGACAGCGUAGAUGGAAACCUUUACUACACGGAUGUCACCCUGGACGUUAUCAGGCGGGCAAAUCUGGAUGGCACUGGCAUGGAGACCGUGAUCAGCCAAGGCCUGAAGACCACAGAUGGCUUGGCUGUGGACUGGGUGUCCAGAAAUAUGUACUGGACAGACACGGGGCGCAACACCAUCGAGGUGGCCCGCCUGGAUGGGACUAGCCGCAAAGUUCUGGUGAACAACAGUCUGGAUGAACCUCGAGCCAUCGCUGUGUUCCCCAGUAAAGGGUUUCUGUUCUGGACCGACUGGGGUCACAUUGCAAAGAUCGAGCGGUCUCAUCUAGAUGGCUCGGACCGAAAGGUUCUGAUCAAUACGGACCUGGGAUGGCCCAAUGGUCUCACUCUAGACUACGACACCCGAAGGAUUUUCUGGGUGGACGCCCACUUAGACAGAAUUGAGAGUUCGGAUCUGAAUGGGAAACUUCGCCAGGUCCUCGUUAGUCCGGUGUCCCACCCGUUCGCCCUCACCCAGUCGAAGCCGGUGUCCUCCCCUCUAACUCCUUUCUCCCGACUCUCGCAGCAAGAUCGUUGGAUCUACUGGACGGACUGGCAGACUAAGUCCAUACAGCGUGUGGAUAAACACACUGGUCGAAAUAAGGAAACCGUGCUGGCCAAUGUGGAGGGCCUCAUGGACAUUAUUGUGGUAUCUCCUCAUAGACAAACAGGGACCAACCUCUGUGGGGUGAAUAACGGCGGCUGCACCCACCUCUGCUUUGCCAAAACAAACAGUUUUGUUUGUGCCUGCCCAGAUGAACCAGAUGGACGACCCUGCUCCACUAUUUCAGGUUACAUCCCUACCUCACCUGGCAAAGGUGCCAACAGCACUCCUGUUCCCAAAAUGAUCCCUAAAGCUCCAACAGACACUUCACGCAGAGGACCCUCGCUGGUCAACUGCACUGAUGGAAACCUGAACUCAGAAUUCUGUUUGAACACGGUGGUGACAGCUCCUCAUGGGGAAGGACUUCAUAUCAGCUAUGUGAUAGGCGGAGUUCUCACCAUCCUGGCCAUUCUCAUCCUCAUUGCUGCCUUCAUUAUUUACAGACACAAAAAGUCAAAGUUUGCCGAACCGGGAGUGAGCAACCUGACUUACAGUAACCCCUCGUACCGAACGUCCACACAAGAGGUGAAGAUCGAAGCCUCGCAGAAGCCUCCGAUAUACAACCAGCUUCGAUAUAAGAAAGAGGGAGGAGUGGAUGCAGGCUACACUAAAGAGAAGAUCCGCAUAGUGGAGGGUGUGUGUCUACUGUCUAGCGAGGACCUUUACUGGGAUGACCUAAAACAAAUCAAGCACUCCCGAGGCGGCCUCCACACCUGCAUUCGCACCGACACAGUUUCCCUGCAGACCAGCAGCGCGUCGCUCGACGAUGGUGAAACCGAGCAGCUCCUCCAGGAGGAAGCAUCUGAAUGCUCCUCCAUAACCACGCUGACCCCUUCAGCCAUUACCCCACAACGCCACGCCCAGCAUAGCCUGCCCGACACCGGCUGGGCUUCAUUACGCAAGCCCUCAACUGAAAGCGAAGUGUGAGACAAGACACCUGAGCUUUAUCUCAACCAUCAUUGCAGAACACACACAUACACUCCCAGAUGCUGUAGAGCUGGAAAAAUACAAAGAUUAAUAGUUACAAACAUAACUACAGUAAAAUAUGUAAACUAGUAGUACAAAAGAACCUGGUUAGACACAAAAACUCCUGUCUUUGCAGCUAGGACUCUUUUAAUUGUGCACAAACGCAGAACAUCAGGACUCUCAGUGCUGCCUCCAGGCUGAAACAGACAAACAAAAUCAAAUCUGAGGAGCCUGCAGGAAUAAGAAAGCAAAAAGGACUCCAGGGAGGAAGUGAAUGGUUCCACAAACAGUGUCUGGAGCCUUUAUAAAGGAUGGAGACCAGCGCCUCUCUGUGUACAAUGUUAACUCUAUUUUUGUGAACUGUUUUUUGGGAGGAAGUUUAACCCACACACCCCAGAUGAUGUAACUGCUGUGCUUGCCCAAAUGCCACUCGUGUGUUUAUGAACUUUAUUUAUGAACUUUUUUUACUUGUCGAGUGGGUUUGCUGGCUUUCAUAGCGUUACGUUGGACGCUUGUGCAGCACGACUUGGUUGUAUUUAUGACGGUGCCAAAGGGUGGGGGCCUCACAGUCUCCACGCUUCUCUCCUCAUGAACGCUCGCAUCGAAAUCGACCCGAAUUAUGGAGCGUUUUAUGUGUUUCACUUCACCGGCUUGCCGUCGCAGGUCGGAGACCUCUGAAUGAUGUUAGCUUCUGAUUUGCCGGUUUAUCACCUCCAAAUGAGAAAUGGCUGUAGCAGGUACGCUCUGACCGUUCAUUUAUUUUCUGCUGAAUUAACCAGACUGGAGCUAAUUUGAGCUACAUUAGUGAUUGGGUGCAACAGAACAUGAAGCAACAGCCUGAGUGCCAAACAUUUUUUUAUUUUUCUAAAUUGGUGUACUUGUUCUAGGACUCAUGACAUCUUUCUAACUUGCUGCUGCUCAGCUUUGCAGAUUUUUGUGAUUUUAUGCUUCCAAGUUUGGGCAAAAAUGCCUUUUUCUUAUUUAGCAACAUCUUUUAUCUCAGAAAAAAAAAAGCUUUCCCAAGGCUUGUGUAAGGAUUUUCAUUAUAUAAGCUAGCACUUAACUAUUAGAAUGUAAAACCUCGUGUUGGUGACAGAGUCAACGCCUUUUCAUAGAAAAAAAUAAUGUUUUUUAAAUUUUGUUCCCAUUGCAAGUGUGUCACUGAUAACUUUUUAUUAAUUGCUUGACAUUUUAACUUUUUCAAACUUGUUUCUAAACAAUCUUCGAGGAAAAACUUCAGGUUUCGGUUUGGUACUCAGCUGAAGGGCUUAGUGUUCAGUCCAGAGGCGACUUAUCAAAAACUUGGCUCUUAUUUUGAAAAGUAUCUCCUCGGCCAAAUGCUGUAUAAAGGUAAAUGACAACAUGUGUUUCUUUGUUAUUUAAGUUGAAAUCGGUAACUCUACAUAUGAAAUGCACCAGUCAUCUCACAAUUCAGCUUAACAAACCGUAACUUUGGUACAGUGUGCAUGUCUGACCUCUUAACACAGUGGAUGUUAUUAUUUACAUAUAUGUCAAUGACAACAUACUCAGAUUUUAACUAAUGUAAAGAUUUUGUGUAUUGCUUUAUAUUUAGACUACAAUUUUUGCUGUUGAAAUGCAGUACAAUGAAAUACUAUAUUACUAUACUGACAGAUCUCUUUUAGAUUCAAUAGACAUAUUUUGAAGUAUCUGCUACAAGCUCAGCAACUUGCUGAUCUGCUGCUAGACUAAGCACUGAAGCCAAUGAAAGAGGGUCUUGGCAGCUACAUAACUACAGUCUCUAAUGGUUAGUUGACAGUAGGCCUACGAUGUAAGAAAACCCAGUGUCAAAUUCUCUCAGCUCUCAGUCCCUCCAACUCUGCUGCAGGAAUGCUAAAACUGUACAGAUUUUCUCAAAGCGAACAUUUCUGUUAAUAUUGUGUUAAUCGACCUGUAUAGUCUUUUGUACAAAGGGAUUUAAUGAUUUGUAUUAAUUUUACUCACUGGAGAAAAGCAUUUUUUGUUGUUUGUGCUGGAUUAUUUUAACCACUGUGUUUUUAAGCCUUGUAAAUGAUGGGGAAGAUGCCAGUUAUUUAAUAGUGCUCUUUUAUCUUCUGAAAUACUGGUCACAUAUAGCUGUUGUAAAGUUAACAAAAAGAGGUAUUUAUGAUUUUUUUUCCCCUCAUUCUUUUUUGGUUAUGCUGUCACUUGAUGUGUAAAUAUGAAAAGACUGUAUAUGUAUUUCCCUGGCAGUACUAACAGUGUGUGAUAUAGUGAAUUAUCCCUUUGCUAUCUUUUAAUAUAAAAUUGCAUUUGCAUUUCAAUGAAAUCUUUGACUCACUCAUCUUUGCACUUUUGCUCCUGUGUUUAAAUUUUUAUUUCACUAAAUAUUUAUAAUUAGUGCGUUUUUGAGCUUUAUCUCACUUAAAAUGUCUUUUUUUAUGAUUGGGGGAAAUGAAGCCUUGGAAGGAACCAGAGCUGAUCUGAGCUGCUGUUGAACCAGCCUGACCAUUCUCUGUAAACCCUAGAGAUGGGCUGUAGAUGAAAUUCCCAUUAGAUUCGACCAGCCCCUCUGGAACCAACAUUCAGCUCAAGUUUGAAAAUUCAGUCCUAUGAUUGGUUAAUUACUUUUUUGUGUUGCUAUAAAGGGUGUGUUUUCAUUAAAACAGUUCCUACACCAGCUGAUGCCCAUCACUGACGAAGCAACACGCUCAGGUUUAUGUGCUGGAAACGGUGCACCCUCUGAAUUUAAUGGAAUGAAAGCAAAUACCGCUUUUUAGGCAAAGCUGUGAGGCAUGGGGACUAAGCACGUGAGCAGAAGUGAUGGUGGAUCAUUCUGUACAGCGGCAGUCGACGACUUAAAAACAAGAUCUGGAACUUGGAGGCUAGAAUCCUGUGGUGCUUGAAAAGCCAGUCUCAGCUGUCUUGGCCUGGAAUUUCUUCCCAAGCCUCAAGACUGAAGAAACGAGUGGUAGAUGAGAUGUUUGAAGACUAGUGAGUCCUGCCAAUUCCUGCUUCAGUGGAAAAAGGCUUACAGUGCAGAGGGGUGUGUGGUGUGUUGACGUUCCUGAACUCCCUAGUUGGGAUGCUGCCCCUGCGACCCGGACCCAUAUAGGCCGAAGAAGACAAGACGAGAACUCCACACAGACGCAUGGACCAAACUAAAACGACUCACAAAUCACUGAGUUAGCAGCAGUCAGCCUCAUGGCCAGAAAACCUUGAAGUUCUGGGACCAUCAUACAUCACCUAAGGGUUCAUCUGGGACUCUCACCUGUAUCACCUGUCUGCCAAAGAUGACACCGUGUACAUCUGGAAAAUGCGUCACCACCACUAUAAUCUCCGUCACCUCUCAAGGAUAUGAAGUUAUGCAAAAGUUUGAAGUAACAAACUUCCGUUUUAAUGAUUUAUUUUACUAAACAGCUUGUGAGAUUGUGAUUCAUUGUGGAUGUACUAAACUGUGGCAGGUGUGCAGUUUUGUGGUACUAAACCCAGCCUGAUGAGUUGGUGUCAGACCAAUUCACACAAAGUUGCCCAGAAUGACCAGACUCAUUAUUUUAGCUUGGAACUGUUUAAUCCCAUGUAUUGUCUGUUUGACACUUUUGAUAUAAAAUUGUUUUUAUUUAUUUAUUAGUUUUUUUAAAUCAAGUUAGUUCAGUUUCUCUCCUGCUGCAGUGUUGUCUUUUAUUUUUCAGUAUUCUCAUCUCUGUCAGAAAACUUGGGAAACUAACUAGGUUUCUCAACGCGUGCAUUGGAUUUUCAGACCUUAACCAACUCUCUGGUGAGCGUGUCCACACCGUGUUUUUACACUAAAGGUUUGAACACAUUUGCCCUGCGUGGGCUAUGCUCUCAAGGAGAUUGCAUGUUCACAUGCCUGUUAAUAACUUUGGUUUUUAAAACCAUACCUCAGAACCCAGAGCACUGAAAUAACAUUUUACCUGUCGGUGUUUAGUUUUUGCACUUUUACAAGUAAUUUGAAGCUGUUUGGUUUCACCUUUUAACAACCGUCAUGGACAUUAAACUGAAUGGAUCUUGCAGGAUGGAUUUCCCCCACCUGAACUAUGUUGGAGAUUCCUUUUAUCACCUGUUCCAAGUCUUAUGUUUCUGAGAGGAUCUGUAUUAACAUGUCCUACGUCUGUAGUUAUAAAAAUAAGUGUUUCUCCAUUUGUUUUGAUGUUUUCAGAAAUAAAGUACUACAUUCCAAUUCAA